Talpa occidentalis (Iberian mole) is the source of this 2358-nucleotide messenger RNA. It is a transcript of the gene NOL3, whose product is annotated as nucleolar protein 3. Gene Ontology annotation, cellular component: mitochondrion. The coding region runs from base 1058 to 1696 and encodes 212 amino acids. Lineage: Eukaryota; Metazoa; Chordata; Mammalia; Eulipotyphla; Talpidae. The record is from RefSeq and is a predicted model, not a curated record. Gene Ontology annotation, molecular function: cysteine-type endopeptidase inhibitor activity involved in apoptotic process; death effector domain binding; caspase binding. The transcript has 4 exons. Gene Ontology annotation, biological process: negative regulation of intrinsic apoptotic signaling pathway; negative regulation of release of cytochrome c from mitochondria; negative regulation of extrinsic apoptotic signaling pathway.
UGACAUUCUGCUGGCCAGGAGACCUUAGAGUCCAAGCUGGAACAAGUCACAUUCUAGUUCUGCCACUUGGUCUCGCUGAGUCUAUCCCCUCAACUGUAAAAAGGGGACAAUAAAUCUUACCCCCAGAGAGUUGUCAAAGUCACUCUGCUGGAGAGGGAGGAGGUACUCAGGGAGAUUGGCAGAGGGCAUGAGAUGAGGGUGGUGCUGUCCAUCUGUGAGCUGAUACUGAGAGAGGAGCAGUGCUCGGCACAGAUGCAACAAGAAGGGAGAGAAGUCCUGCUCUCUGCUCAGUGGCCAGAGGGAAGGGCUGACGCUUCGAUUUGGGCAGGAGGAUUGAAGUGACCAGGAAGGCAUGGCAUGACACCAGGUAGCAGAGGGAGACCUGAGAGGUAGGAUGGAGGCCAGGACCAAAUCCGCUCUGCCAGACCUAGAGCCAACUGAGAAGGCAGAGGAGGGACGCCCCCAGGGAGGCCCUAGGAGGGUGCUGUGUGGACAAAGCCAAGGUCGGGGACAGAGGGACUGUUCCAGGGCCUGGUGCUCCUUACUGCUAGAGGGCUGGCCACCCAAAGGGGGAUGGUCCUCAGUUGGUAAAGCAGAUUAAUUUCUACCAAACACCCACUGUUUGGUAGACAGUCAAAAUGGGAGGCUCUGUGGAGCAAAACAGUCAAAGUUCUGUAAAGAUUUAUUAGUAGCUUUUAGGAGUUUGGGUCCUGGGUGCUUCAAGAUAAAGCUAGACGUGGUUGUGAGUCAUCCCCAGGGCAGAGGGGAGACAGCUGGAUCUCAGGUGAUAUCAAAUCUUGGUCAGAGCUAGCACUCAAGAAUUCAGGUAUCUGUGUUCAGGUAUUAGGGAGCCAGGGUGGUGGCUUUGGUGAGGGGGUGUAGGGGCAGGGUACCUGUCCUGGAAAAAUGGACCCCAGAGUUAGAAUAAACGGUUUGGAUUUCCUCCAGCACUUGAGAGGGAAGGCUCUUGGCUCUCUGUGUUCUGGGUGCAGAGGACUGCUGUGGCUUUGCUGGGUCGUGGCUGGAGGUGAAAAGCUAGACCCUAAGUGCCCCCGCCAUGGGCAACGCGCAGGAGCGGCCGUCCGAGACCAUCGACCGCGAGCGGAAACGCCUGGUGGAGACGCUGCAGGCCGACUCCGGGCUGCUGCUGGACGCGCUGCUGGCGCGCGGGGUGCUCACCGGGCCCGAGUACGAGGCGCUGGACGCGCUGCCCGAUGCGGAGCGCAGGGUGCGCCGCCUGCUGGUGGUGGUGCAGGGCAAGGGCGAGGCCGCCUGCCAGGAGCUGCUGCGCUGCGCCCAGAGGACCGUGCGCGCGCCCGACCCGGCCUGGGACUGGCAGCACGUGGGCACCGGCUACCGAGAACGCAGCUACGACCCUCCUUGCCCUGGCCACUGGGCGCCUGAGGCAGCUGGCUCAGGGGCCGCCUACCCCGGCCUGCCCAGAGCUACAAACUGCGACAAGGGCGAGGAGCCUGAGGACUCCGAGGCCACACAAUCGGGGACCCUUGAGGAGCCUGAGCCGGAGCUGGAAGCUGAGGCCUCUAAAGGGGCUGAGCCAGAGCUGGAACCCCAAGUGGACCCAGAACCAGAGCUAGAGGCUGAACCGGAGCCCGAACCAGAUCUGGAGCCGGAGCCUGAACCAGAACCGGACCCGGAGCCUGACUUCGAGGCUGGGGAGGAGUCUGAAGAUUCCUGAUGCCAGAACGCUGACAGGCCCCUUCUGGUCCAAACUGGGUAAGACCUGGGUUCCUGCCACGUGGGUUCACAUGCCACCACCGCGCUCCCUCUGCCCCAGUACUGCUGGACAUUAAUAAACUUGGGAGGGCCAGCUUGGGCUCCCUCUGAGAUUGUCUCUUUGCCCAAGAACUAGGCUUUGGAUCUGUGCCUCUGAGUCCCGAGGAGCUGGGCAGCCUGGUGUCCUGCCGCACAAUCCUCAGCCUCAUCCCGUCAGCAGCCCAAGCUGCACCCCUGGAGCCCACACAGCUAGGCCCCUUGUGGGACAAGACUCUGACCCCUGCUUUAUAACCCGUUUCCCCUCACGAGCCGUUUAAGGACCAGUGUGGUCAGCAGCCCUGACUCCAUGGAGGCUCCUGGAGUGCACCUCAUCUCCUGGUGAGAGAGCAAGAGAAGGGGACUUCUCUCCACUUAGGGAAGGCUAGAGCCCACGGCCUCGGGAAGUGAGACUAGAAGAGAGGAAGGCGAAGGGAUCUUGGGUAGACACAGACCUCACACGUCAUUGUAACUGUUUUAAUUGACUGGUUUUGGUUUCUCUGGACCGGGAGCUCAGUGAGGGUUCUGGCCGGUGUGUAUACACAUUCAUUGACUAAAUGAACAAGAACUUUUCAGCUGCACUUCCAU